Sclerotinia trifoliorum is the source of this 1587-nucleotide messenger RNA. Lineage: Eukaryota; Fungi; Ascomycota; Leotiomycetes; Helotiales; Sclerotiniaceae. The record is from the annotation of a GenBank genome assembly.
CACACUAGGAUCAGCGCAGGCACUAAAUUCUCAAGGUACUUGAAUAUAUUCCUAGCCGCGCUGUAGAGGAACACUUACCAAUAUGAACAGUAUGUCUGAUUUUAAGAAGCCGCCACCGGAACAGAAGGAUGAACACGGAUCCUUCAUAGAAGUCCAAAUUUACGAUGGAAACCGAAACCAUGGAAGUCGUUAAAAGAUAUGCCCAACCUGUGCACUCAGCUUCAACCCCGGAGUCAUCCAGCAGUGCCGGUCAUGAACCAAGCAUCCACCACAGAAGCUCACGUUCAUCACACAAAAGCUCACGUCCAUCACACAAAAGACAAAGUUCAGCAUACAUAAACAUUGUAACAAACCAGGGAGAAGAAUCAAGCUCAAGCGGUCAGCCUUCGUCUAGCCAGACACAAAGCACUACAACACCUCAGGCCCUGAGCUCAAGCUCCUUGCAAGGAAGAUAUGGAAGUGGGACCCAUUAUGGAGCUUAGGCUAUGAUAUCGACGUUAAGCUGCGAUUAUAAAGAACCUUCCUACCCUUGCGUCAACCGUGCUACCAGAAGCCAAGGGAGAAAAAACUGCUGUGAUCAAUAUCCUGUUGAUUCAUAUCCCCAGAAGAGCAUGUAUUGCCAUAAAGUCAAACAAGAGUUGAGGGAUAGUCGUGGCAGGGUAAAACAACAGGAGAUCCUUUGUGGGGAUCCUGAUGUGGAAAAUGAGAGCUACCUCAACAGGAAUUUCAUUUGUUACGCUUGCGAGCCUCCCGAAAAGACACUUCGAUGCUCUGUUACUGGAUGCCGAUUUGUGGUGCUAGGCAUUGUAAACGACGAAGUCGCAAACUGGCAAUGCAAAAAUCAUCGUGGAUGCACAAAUGAAGUAAUGGGGUACGUUCAUGAUCAAGCACGGCAGAAAAUGGUUCUCGGCCAAACCCAUUUCGCAGUGCUUUCUUCCUUUGAACCCUCGCCACCUCAAGGUGGAAUAUUGGAGGACCGUAUAGUAUCGUACUCAAAAAGAGGUAAUGAGUGGUAUAUUAUGAGCGACGGAAGAAUUGCAACACCUACUCGACAACACGCUCGAGGUGGAAUUUUCUUGCAGCGGCCGGAUCGUUGUGAUAUCUAUGGACGACCAACCACACCUCACCCCCAAGGCUAUGAGCCAAUGACAGCAACAGCACCAGAAGGUUAUUCAUCAUAUUUCCAAGAUACAACAUACACAGAAGAACCACAAAGCCACGAAACAGAUGAACCAACCUUCGCAACACAGCCGGUAACUAUGCACGAAACCCAAAGAACCCAAUACGCAACGGCGCCACCAAAAUCGUUUGCGCGGAGGGAUCCUGAUUCUGGAUAUACUGGCGAAGAAGUACCGGAGGCCAAAAGACAACGAAGAGGAUAGGAGCCGGGAGAUAUGGUUUUGAGACGUGCAGGUUUUGAGCGUAAAUACAGGAAGAGAAAUUGUCGAAGGAAUACUCAGAUGACGAUGAGGUUAUUCCCUACAUGUAAUUUGGUCCAUUCUUACCAAAUUCAAUUAAAAGUCGUUGUUUUCACCUCUAUAAUUCCACUCAAAACCACACCAACAUAUAACUAACCUUCAAAAAACC